This is a messenger RNA of Corticium candelabrum, 2516 nucleotides long. Its product is annotated as protocadherin-11 Y-linked-like. The coding region runs from base 413 to 2416 and encodes 667 amino acids. Gene Ontology annotation, cellular component: plasma membrane. The transcript is spliced from 4 exons. Gene Ontology annotation, molecular function: calcium ion binding. The record is from RefSeq and is a predicted model, not a curated record. Lineage: Eukaryota; Metazoa; Porifera; Homoscleromorpha; Homosclerophorida; Plakinidae. Gene Ontology annotation, biological process: homophilic cell-cell adhesion.
GUGCAACAGGAAUUCCAGUCUCGAUGCUGGUCUGUCUGUACACGCAUCUGUAACACGUUUAACUGCAUUUUGCAGCAACUGCAGCACUUGCAUUCGAUUGCAGCCUUUCUGUAGGAAGAGGAAAGGCUGCAAUCGGUUAAAAACGUGUUACACCUUAAAACUCAUGAUUUCGGACCACACACCCACAUCUCUAAAGUUUCUCACACUUGAUGUUGUUUGCGAUGCAUCAAAUUUCUUAGCCGCUUUUUUGCUGUUUUGAGAGGUUCACUCAUUCAUUGCAUGAUUCGAUUUAAUUAAUGUAAUUAACGUAAUCAUUCCCAUGGGAGUUGACCGUCCAAUGAGGUUGCUACAUUGUGGAUAUCUUGCCGCUUUGUGAGGCGAUUCUGGGAAGAGUGCACGUGUUUGUGUGGUGAUGGAAUGGGGUUGUGUGUGUGUGAGAUGGUGGAUGGAGACUGUGGUGACAUGGCAACAAGAAACGUGGUUUGUUUUUUGUGCAGCUCCUACGCAGAUUACGUUUGAGAAGGCCGAGCAUAGUCAGACUCUUAAUGAGACGAUGGCGGUUGGUUUAUACCUUACUACAGUGAAGAUAUCUGGGCCAGUCGGCAGCAGUUGCCCAUGCAACAUUCAGAUUCUAUCAACCAACAUCAACUCCCUAACAGCAAUCAUACGAAACAAGCAAGACAAAACCCAACCCAUACCAAUCACCACAGCCGACAUAUUCACCCAGACAAACUUAGAUUACGAACAAGCAGAUCCAAACAAAGUCAGCGGCGGCUCAGUCUCAUGGACACUAACAAUCGAAGGCCAUUCAACAUCAAAACCUUCUCAAAGCGCCACAACUCUCAUAACAGUCACAAUCCUCGACCUCAACGACAACAGCCCGACCUUCUCUCCAACAACUGCCACUACAGCCGUGCCCGAAAACAUGCCAAUCGACUCAACAGUGUUGACCAUCUCGGUCACAGACAAAGAUGCUGCACAAAAUGGUCAAUUCAGUGUGAACUUUAGGGACCAAAGUAUGGAGCAGAUAUUCUCGAUUUUUUAUGUGAGCGAUGGGAUUUUGAUCAUGAACAGGAAGGUGCUUGAUCGUGAGGAUGUGAGUUUGUAUAGUUUUGUACUCGAGGCGGUCGACAUGGGAGAUACACCUCGGACCGGAUCGGCACUCGUUAACAUCACAAUUCUAGACGAGAAUGAUCACACGCCACGAUUUACUCAGUCGGAUAUCAAACUUGUUGCUAAUGAGAAUUCCCCCGUUGGUAUGACAUUGUACUCUCUCACUGCAACUGAUGAAGACAGUGGAGAGAACAGGAGAGUGACGUAUGAGCUCGUCGAGGGCACGACGGAUGGUCUCUUUGUGGUGACAUCGGAUGGUAACAUCAAAGUGGCUCGACAUUUCAAUUACGAGAAUGUCACACGAUUUGUCUAUGAGUUCAGUGUGGAAGCUCGAGAUAACGGGAUGCCUCCACGUUCGUCGAAUGUCACAGUUGUUGUGAGUAUCGCAAACGUGAACGAACACAAUCCACGAUUUCAUCACGACGAUUUGGUCUGGUGGAUACCAGAGGACACGCCCACGGGUUAUCGAGUCGGUCGAGUGGAGGCGACCGAUAUGGACACUGUGGAUCGUAAUCGUUUGGUUUAUUUUAUUAAUAAACCGGGAUUGAUGCCGUUUCGUGUGGAUAACAAAACUGGUGAGAUAUUCACCACACGAAGCGACUUUGACUACGAGUUGGGUCCGAGGGUUUACACCCUCAAUGUGUAUGUUACUGAUGGAGGCUUGCCGACGUCUCGUGAGAGCAACAUUCAAGUCAAUGUGACAAUCACAGACAGCAAUGAAUUCUCUCCGAUAUUCUCUCAGUCGCAAUAUGUUGAGACUAUUGAUCUUCGUGUGGCCCAUCUUAGCUCGGUCGUUGCACGAGUUCGAGCAACCGAUGGAGAUGGGGGCAUGUAUGGUGUUAUACACUAUUCACUAAGUGAAUCGUCGUCUUUCUUCCAGGUUAACUCAGCCAGUGGAGAUGUUAUUCUCAUCAACAGCAGUUUGACUGUCGGAGUAUCAGAGAACAUAUCAAUGAUUGCAUUUGAUUUGGAUGGAAGAAACAGCAGUGUGACAAUCACGUUUAAUGUGAUUAUCAGUCCGACCACUUGGAGUAGCACUCAUACACCUAGUACACUCACACAGACUGUAGCUCCAACUCUAGAGGCAACUGAAGGCAAGGAAACAAGCCUGCCAGUGAUUACUACCACUAGACUUGGCAUGUCUGUUGGUUCUACUUCACAAAUGAGAAGUAUGGCUAUGACUAAAGAGGCUGCAGCAACUGCAUCUUCGACACAGAAAGAAGGUGAAAGCAGCCACUCAUGCAAUCUGAUAGCCAGCACAGGCUUUUUAGUUGUCAGUAUCGUCAGUCUCCUGCUGUUAUGAUCAUCCAUUGACCCCACCCCCACAAAGAUCAAGUAUGUACAUUUAGGUUGUAUUGCUUUCCAGAACGUCAUAUCCACAAAUCAGUCAGCUAACGUUAUCA